Messenger RNA from Pan troglodytes (chimpanzee), 821 nucleotides. RefSeq lists its product as uncharacterized. NCBI's taxonomy places the organism in Eukaryota, Metazoa, Chordata, Mammalia, Primates, Hominidae. The record is from RefSeq and is a predicted model, not a curated record. The transcript has a single exon. The coding region runs from base 148 to 696 and encodes 182 amino acids.
GGAAGGGCCGUUCCUGAGGCUGGGGUACAGUGCCUUGGAAAGCACCCCUGAAACAGUGGACCUUGUAUUUUUAGUGUCCCCUGCAACCAUCCUUUGACUUAGAGCAAGAAUUUCCGCUGCUGCUACCCCCGAGAUGGGCUUCACCAGAUGUUAAUAACGUGCUUAUUUUCUCUAAGUGCUAUUUUGGCACCAGUGUUAGUUGCAAUUUAUAUUCUGCAGCAUUUGAUGCUGGGAAAAGAACCCACCCUAAUGGUCCCCAAUUGGCAGAGCUCGGCUGUUAAGCAGCGGACCAUAUGCUGCCUGCUGGAGGAGCGUGGUCAGCACUUGUCCCCGUGCCUGCGUGCGUGUGCCUGCGUGCACGUGUGCCUGCGGGUACCUGUGCCUUGUGUGUGCACAUGUGCCUGCAUGCAUGUGCCUGCGUGCACGUGUGCCUGCGUGUACAUGUGCCUGCGUGUACCUGUGCCCUGUGUGUGCACGUGUGCCUGCGUGUACCUGUGCCCUGUGUGUGCAUGCGUGUGUGAGUCACGUCUUCCGUGUGUGUAUGUGAGGGAGAGACUGCGGGGUUGGAGGGAGGGUGGAGGGGAAAGGGUAUGUAUCCCUUUGUUCUUUAAAAGGGAGAGCCCCAACCUCUCUGGCUGCCCCCUCCUGCCUGUGCUCCCAGCUCACCCCACACCUAGCUGCUAUUUAUUCUCCUGACCCCCUCCCGGCCCUGCAGCCCCGUGUCCCACAGCCUCCGCCCCGCCUCCUGCUCCACGUCACCAGGCAACACUCGGCCCCACCAGGCUUCCGAAGGUGGCCCAGAGCAAAGCUGCCUUUCUGGG